AAGAGUAAGGGGAAGAGAGAACAAAAGCAUAAAAAACACAAGCUUAGCUUGUUCUCUCUACUCGCCUUGCUUGAAAAUAAAAAAGAAAUUCCAAUUAAAAUAUCUAUAUAUAUAUAAUAAUAAUAAUGGCAUUUCAAGCAACAAACACGAAGUGCAUGGCUUGUGACAAGACCGUGUAUCUUGUUGAUCGCCUGGCUGCAGACAACAGAGUUUAUCACAAAGCAUGCUUUAGGUGCUACCACUGCAAGGGUACCCUCAAGCUGAGCAACUUCAACUCGUUUGAGGGGGUUCUAUACUGCAGGCCACACUUUGAUCAGCUGUUCAAGAGAACAGGCAGCCUGGACAAGAGCUUUGAAGGGAUCCCCAGAGUGGCGAGGCCGGAGAAAGGCGGCGAGGAGAUCAGGUUUGGGAAAGUGGUGUCGAGCCACUUCGUGGGGACCACCGACAAAUGCGUCACGUGCACCCUCACGGUUUAUCCGACCGAGAAGAUCAGCGUGAACGGGACGGCGUACCACAAGGCCUGCUUCAAGUGCAGCUACGCGGGCUGCACGAUUAGCCCUUCCAAUUACAUUGCCUACGAGGGGAGGCUCUACUGCAAGCAUCACCAUAUCCAGCUCUUCAAGGAGAAGGGGAAUUAUAGCCAGCUCCACUCCGAAGGUAGUGGCAAUUUUAGUGCCGGCAGUGAUAGCGAGACCUCCGCCGCCGCUCCCAUCCUAGACCCGGAAAUCAUCGCCGCCGCGGCUGCGGCGGCGGCGGCCGAGUGAUCGUCCGAUUUUUUAUUAUCCGUCCCGGUCGGAGGGAGGGAGGGAGGGAGGGAGCUCAGCUUUUUUUAUGCGCGCAAAUGAUAUGAUGAGCUGAUGGAGGUUUCAUUAUUUGGCUUUUGUCUUUCUUGUUUUUUUGCUUAGUACGUGAAAGAAGGACUGACUGAAAGCACCUUGCUUGUGCCACAACUUUUUUUUUUUCUUUCUACAUAAUAUACACAUUAUUUUUGCCAGCUUA
This is a messenger RNA of Ipomoea triloba (trilobed morning glory), 999 nucleotides long. Its product is annotated as LIM domain-containing protein WLIM1-like. The record is from RefSeq and is a predicted model, not a curated record. Gene Ontology annotation, molecular function: actin filament binding. Lineage: Eukaryota; Viridiplantae; Streptophyta; Magnoliopsida; Solanales; Convolvulaceae. Gene Ontology annotation, cellular component: actin cytoskeleton; plasma membrane. Gene Ontology annotation, biological process: actin filament bundle assembly. The transcript has 2 exons. The coding region runs from base 126 to 764 and encodes 212 amino acids.